Messenger RNA from Cokeromyces recurvatus, 2205 nucleotides. RefSeq lists its product as uncharacterized. The coding region runs from base 1 to 2205 and encodes 734 amino acids. The record is from RefSeq and is a predicted model, not a curated record. Gene Ontology annotation, molecular function: 3'-5'-RNA exonuclease activity; RNA binding. Lineage: Eukaryota; Fungi; Mucoromycota; Mucoromycetes; Mucorales; Mucoraceae. The transcript has 3 exons.
AUGGAUUCUCAGUUAGAAGGUGACCGUAAACGUAAAGCUGAAGAUUCAACAGAAAUAAAGCAGGAAGAAACUCCUUUAAAGAAACCUCUAUUAGAAACAACAACGAUAACAACGACAACAACAGCGACUGCAACACCAAAUGAUCAAAACGAAAAUAAAGAUGUAGCAGAUGAAAUAAAAAAGGAAGAGCAACAAGAAUUAAAAGUAGAAAGCACUGAGCAAACUGUUAAAAAAUCUGAAAAUGCAUUAACAACUGUUGUUCCCUUUGAUCGCUUAAUUAUUCUUCAUAUAGAAGCUACUUGUGAUGAAAAUCUUACUAAUCCUGCUGCAGUACAAGUAACAAAAGAAAAUUCAGAGAUUAUUGAAAUUUCAUUUGUAGUAGUUGAUGCGUCCAAUAUGGAAAUCCUUCAUAAACAACAAAUUUAUGUCAAACCUGAACGUACUCCUCUCACACCCUUUUGCAGUGAAAUAACAGGUAUCAAGUCAAGUGUUUUAGAAACGGCUGGCACUCUUAAAGAUGCUAUUACUAAGUUUGAUGAAUAUAUUCAACAAGAAAUUGAGACGCCCAAAAAAUCUUUUUGUUUUGUAACUCAUGGAGGUUGGGCACUUCGUAUUCAAUUACCUCGAGAAUCUCGUGAUAAAAAUAUCACUUUGCCCAACUAUCUUGCCUAUUGUCGUAUGUUUGAUCUUAAACAGGAAAUUCAACGUUGGCAAGUACAUCAUCCUGAGGUUUCUCUCAGAUCGACCUCAGUACGUGAUCUUUGUGAAAUCUUUGACUUAUCCCGUGUUACAGAUUACACAGUUGGCCUUAACAAUGCCUUAACGACUGUUAACAUUUUACGUUACUUUUUAAGUUUUCACCACAAUGAUGUCUUUGUUCAUCCAAUUGAUACUGAGGCUGAUUUGAAGCAAUUUAAAAAGGAAGAAUCACGGGUAAUUCAUUUGGCAGGUUUACCAUUUGAAGUAACACAAGGUGAAUUAGAAGCUUGGUUUUCUUCGAAUGGACUUCGACCCACGACCAUGUGGAUGAUUCAGCCUACAGAUAAUGCUAAACCUAGCAUUUCUGGAUUUGUUGUCUUUCAACAGCAUGAUGAUGCUAUGCGUGCACUCACCUUGAAUGGACGUUGUUUGGGCGAUCGUCCAAUCGAAGUCUGUCCCAGUUCCUCUCGUGUCAUUGAUGCAGCAGGUAACAUGUUGGUUCCUUUCCCCUUACAAGCAAAGAGUCGACAAUUACGUCCUGGAGACUGGAAUUGUUCCAAUUGUGGCUUUCAUAACUUUGCCUCUCGUCUUUAUUGUUUCAAAUGUAAUAUAGAAAACCCUAACCCGGGACCACAGGCAGGUAUGGGACCACCUGCUCAAACGUUUGUCAUUGGUGAUUGGAUGUGUCCUAGCUGUAACUUUCAUAAUUAUUCAUCACGUAUACAAUGUAAAAAAUGUGGAGCGCCUAAACCAUCCAAGAUAUUUAAAGGGAAUAAAAAGCUUGUGAAUACACCACCCCCUUCCUCAGGACAUCACUAUCAUGGUAGUGGAGGCCCUUAUUAUGGACGACCCCAUCAUCCUAUUACCUUUAGACCUGGUGAUUGGUAUUGCCCUAAUACAGCAUGUGGAUUUCAAAACUUUGCUUCUCGUAGUACUUGUUUUAAAUGUCAUACACCUAAUCCCAAUCAACAACCACAAUAUAACAAUUAUUCUUCUUCCUCUGAGCAAAAUACACCACCGCAAGGAGUAACGACGAAUUAUCAUAAUGUGUCUGGAUAUUCAGGAAGUAAUACUAGUACUAAUAAUGGCAAUAAUAGUAGUAGUAAUAGUAGUGGCGGCGGCGGCGGCGGCGGCUAUGGCGGAAGUGGAAGUGGCAGUGGUGGUUAUGGGUAUAAUGGUGGACAAUCUAAUAAUAGUAGUGGUAAUAAUGGUUAUGGGUAUAAUAGUGGUGGAUACGGACAAUAUACUAGUGGAGGAUAUGCGGGUGUAGGUGUAGGAGGGUACUCGUAUAGUGGAGGAGGGUAUUCUUAUAGUGCAACAUCACAUCAAGUACCACCAUCUAAUAAUAGUGGACCACCCUUCAGAGCAGGAGAUUGGAUGUGUCCUUCUUGUAAUUCACAUAAUUUUGCUACAAGACAUCAAUGUCUUAAAUGUAGUACGUCUAAACCCUAUAAUCCAUCUGCUGCUGGAUAUAAUCCAGCCAUGUCUCCAAUGAAACGUAAGUAA